Molecule: messenger RNA, 2226 nt
Organism: Ruditapes philippinarum (Manila clam)
Lineage: Eukaryota; Metazoa; Mollusca; Bivalvia; Venerida; Veneridae
Product: BTB/POZ domain-containing protein 17-like
Exons: 2
Coding region: 577-1848 (423 amino acids)
Molecular function (GO): protein binding
Source: RefSeq, a predicted model, not a curated record
UUUUUACAAUUAUACAAUUCAUUAUCUUUUCAUUCUCAUAGAUUAUUCAUUGUAUAUUAAAUAUGUCAUUAUUUGAUCAUAAUUUCAUAGAUUUUUCUUAGUAUAUCAAAUAUUUAAUUAUUUGGUCAUAUUUCUAAGUUAUAUUAUUUCACAAACUUUAUAAGGCUUAGGUUUGUGACGCAUCCAAUAAUUUGUUCUGGCUGUAGUUUUCUGUUGUUUUGCCAAAUUUGAUGUUGUUGUUGCUGUUGUUGCUUUUGGUAAUGUUAAUAUUGAUUGAUUUGGAAUGCUCAGCGAUAUUUCUAGUCAUUUUAUUAUGUGAUACUUAUAUAUCGUGUUACGCAAUCAAUAUUGCUGCAGUGAAGUUAGCAGGAAAUUUGGCGGCCAUUCUCAGACUCGAUCAAUACUUUAUUUUCUGGUUUUUGUCAGUGGAAGAUAUUUAGUGUCUUUGUAAUUGUGUAGGCUUUCAGGGAACGUUCAAUAAACGAAACUUGUAAUGGAUAUAACAGCGGUUCAUUUAUUUGCUAAGGACAUAUACAGCGGAAAAGUUAACAUGAUAGUUUUUAGAAGGCAUUGGACAUGGAUUUUGUAGAAGAAGUCGAAAUAUUGGAUUCUGUAAAUGGUACAGAACUUAUGCAACAGGUACUAAGAGACGAAGAUAAUUUUAUUCGGAACGUUUCACAAUUCUUCAAUCAAGAGGAUUUGAGUGAUGUCAGUAUAAAAGUUGGGGAAGAACAUUAUUUUGGACAUAAGUUUGUUCUAGCAAAAUCUAGCGAUGUUUUCCGAACUAUGCUCUACGGAGAUGGGUGGACUCAAAGCCAAAACAAUGAACUAAUUCUUACUGAAAGUGAAGAGUGCCAGGCAGUAUUUGACAUUUUUCUGCGAUUCAUGUAUACAGCGGAGGUGACAGUCUCCGUUGAGACGGCGGUAGGUGUUUUAUGUCUUGCCGACAAGUACAACGUCACAUCUCUUAAAGCAUUAUGUGUUGGGUACAUGGUGCAAAAUACACAAUCGCCAAGGGUACAUAAUGCUUUGCACUGGUACAACUGGGCAAAAGCUCUUCACCUGGAAGCACUUGUUGAAUCCUGUACUAAAACAAUCGCAUGGAAUAUCGAAGCAAUACUUGGGUGCUCAGAAUGGCUUAAUAUGGAUUUGCAGUUUAUAAGGGAUAUUUUAAAUAACUCGGGUUUAGUUGUUGCGAAUGAGUAUUUGCUCUAUUCCGGACUGGUUUCCUGGCUCCAGUUUGAAGCCCAUGAACACAAAAUAAAAGAAAAUGCUGAAGCCCUUUUACCACUUAUACGCUUUCCACAGAUGUUAGUAAGCCAGCUCUACGAUAUUGAACUAUCUAGCUUUUUCAAACGUUCUGAAGUUAAUUUUAUUCUAAAGGAACUUGUUAACAAGGCAUACAGAUACCGGUCACUAUGUCCAUCACAGGACAAAUUGGAUGUUACAUUUGACGGGCAGUUCUACAAGCCGAGAAAUUACAUGGAUCUAGCUGUCGACUCUGUACUCAUGCAAAAUACGCUAAGAUUUGGAAUACAGGUCGAUGUGAGAACAAACGCUGGCCCAGUUGUCUCUGAAAACCGUAACGGGGAAUGGAAAAUUACAUACAGAAAGCAUGAAAACAACUGGAGCAUAAAUCUCUUUUGUCACGAUUCUGCUAUGAUAAACGGUGAAGCCUAUAUCGAGGUGUGUGUUCUUAUAUUUAAUGACAAUGAGAAAGUGAUACAGGUUGACAUGGUGCCACCGACAGUUUGUACAAGAACAAACAACCUUGGACUUAACAUAAAUGUCGAUGAUCCUUCUGCUUCUAAAAGUAUGGUACUGCUAAUAAAACCUGUGCCACAUUAAUCAAAACCGUACUGUGUCACAAAAAUAAAAGAGAAUUUUCUUGUUCCAGACAAAACCAAAGACAGUUGAGAACAUUCAGUCCCUUUGAUGAUUAAUCAAAGUAUUUAUUACAUUUAAUAUGCAAUGUAAUGUAGCCUUAAUCGGGUCAAAGGCUUACACAUAAAUCUAUUAAAUCUUACUAGUACAGUGGAAUUACCCUUAUGUGUAAUUUAUUUUAAGGUACCUGCACUUUUACUUAUAAACGUGAUAGUAUGGAACACCUAUAUUACGCUUAGUAAUUACAUAAAUUUGAUUCAAACAAAAAUUUUCAUUUUAUUUAGUUUUAUUUCUAAACAAUGUAAAAUCACAACAUAUAUGUAUAUUAAAUAAUGGACACUA